Anthostomella pinea is the source of this 903-nucleotide messenger RNA. The record is from the annotation of a GenBank genome assembly. Lineage: Eukaryota; Fungi; Ascomycota; Sordariomycetes; Xylariales; Xylariaceae.
AUGUUCUGGGGAAAGGGACCCGACAAGGACAAGAAGCCGGAAGAGAAAGCUCCAGAAACCCCCGCAGCUCCGGCGACGAACAUCGAUCCCCGGAAGGAUGCCACGCAGUUCGACCCCGACAGACUGCCGGCGAGGCGAAGUCUACCAAAGGGCAUGCAGAGCAUCGUCGACAAGUCUGACAAGGACGAAAACUUCUUCGACGAGCUGGUAGACGGCUAUGUCCCCGAUUCCACCGAGUCCAACCUCCGAUAUGCCGCCUACACGAACCGACUGCGGACUGUCAUGCUGUCGGCCCAGCGCUACGUGGCGUACACCUCAGACAUCGGAGAGUCGUUCAGACCGGUCGCCCAUCCGUGGCUGAUUCGGGGAGCGUACGGAAUAUCUUGGGCCUACAUCCUGGGUGAUGUAUCGUACGAAGGCUACAAGGCGUACUGGCACAACCAGCGUAUCAUGAACCCACACGUCGAGCUGUCGGAGAAGGCGCAGAAGAUGACUGGCUUGACGGCACCGGCACCAGCAGAUGCCAAACCCGGCGCUGUGUCGCCGUUGGAGGACUACCGCACCGUGAUGGUGCAGCGCGGUCUCUUUCAGAGCAUUGCGAGUAUGGGAUUGCCCGCGUUCACGAUCCACAGCGUGGUGCGAUACUCUGGAAGAGCUUUGAAGGACGCAAAGAACAAGACCCUGCGCACAUGGGGCCCGAUCGGACUUGGGCUGGCUGUCGUGCCGUUCCUACCAACGCUGUUCGAUAAGCCAGUCGAGAAUGCCGUUGAGUGGGUAUUCCACACAGCGUUCUCGUCGUACGGUGGCAAGGCACUUGUUGGAGAUUCGCCGACUAUAGGACGAGAGGCAGCCCUACACCAAAAGCCGAAGAAAGAACCGAAGGAGAAGGAGAAGGAGUUGUAA